Molecule: messenger RNA, 378 nt
Organism: Phytophthora infestans T30-4
Lineage: Eukaryota; Oomycota; Peronosporomycetes; Peronosporales; Peronosporaceae
Exons: 4
Coding region: 1-378 (125 amino acids)
Molecular function (GO): histone H3K79 methyltransferase activity
Source: RefSeq, a predicted model, not a curated record
AUGACAAUGCUGGUGAGGUGCUACCCUGACGUCUUCCUUGACGUUGGAUCUGGUGUUGACAACGUGCUUGCGCAGGUAGCACUUACAACGAACGUCAGAACGUGCAUCGGGACCGAGCUGCGAAGGGAGCUCGUGCUGCUCAAGCAAGUCGAUGUAGGAGAUGUUUCGAUGUCACGGCAUUCUCCCCUUUGCGAGGCCACAAUUGUCUUUGCUAACAUCUUUCUAUUUGAAGAAGAUGCUAAGCUGAUUGUUUCACGAGAGCUAAGCGCAAUGCCAGAGGCAUGGGUGAUAGUUUCAACGUCGCUCUUCGGCCCUAGACAUCGAUCACCCUGGAAGGCUACACCUCAAUCCAUUUACAUAUACCGUAAUAAACUUUGA